UCGUACUGCAGUACCGUCACACACUCCUGUGCUCAGACCAGAGUGGAGCACGAGGGACAGGAGGAGGAGCAGGAGGAGAAAACAGGGCGAUGAUGACUGCAGCGUCCCGACCACAGCUCAACUGAAGAGGGGAAUCUGUCUCUCCUCUGCUCCGGCUCUGGGAUUAAGUUUUUUUUUCCGGUCUUGGCAUCAUGGAGUCUCCCACCAGAGAGAUCGAGGAGUUUGAAAGCACGUCGCUCAAGUACUUACAGCCCGACCAGAUCGAGAAAAUCUGGCUCCGACUGCGGGGACUGAGGAAGUACAAGAAAACAUCUCAGAGAUUACGAUGCUUGGUAAAACAGUUGGAGAGGGGAGAGGUGUCUCUCGUGGACCUGAAGAAAAACCUGGAAUAUGCUGCCACUGUUUUGGAAUCAGUCUAUAUUGAGGAAACAAGGCGAUUGGUCGAUACCGAGGAUGAGCUCAGCGACAUCCAAUCAGAUUCUGUGCCGUCAGAGGUCCGUGAUUGGCUGGCCUCCACCUUCACGCGGCAGAUGGGGCUGAUGCUGCGACGGACGGAAGAGAAGCCGCGAUUUCGCAGCAUCGUACACGCAGUGCAAGCUGGGAUAUUCGUGGAGAGAAUGUACCGGCGAACCUCUAACAUGGUGGGACUGAGUUACCCUCCGUCUGUCAUAGCAGUGCUUAAGAAUGUGGAUAAGUGGUCUUUUGAUGUAUUUGCUCUGAACGAGUCGAGCGGUGACCACGCACUCAAAUUCAUCUUUUACGAGCUCCUCACCCGAUACGACCUCAUCAGCCGCUUCAAGAUCACCGUCUCAGCACUCGUCUCAUUUGUGGAGGCUCUUGAAGUGGGUUACAGCAAACAUAAAAACCCCUACCACAACCUGAUACACGCAGCCGACGUCACACAGACCGUGCACUACCUGCUCCUCAAGACGGGGAUGGUGCACUGGCUGACGGAGUUGGAGAUUUUUGCGAUGCUUUUUGCUGCUGUCAUCCACGACUACGAACACACCGGGACCACAAACAACUUCCACAUCCAGACCAGGUCGGACACAGCCAUCCUGUACAACGACCGCUCUGUGCUGGAGAGUCAUCACGUCAGCGCGGCGUAUCGACUGCUGCAGGACGACGACGAGAUGAACAUCCUGUACAACCUCUCCAAAGAUGACUGGAGAGAGCUCAGGGCACUCGUGGUCGAGAUGGUUUUGGCCACUGACAUGUCCUGCCACUUUCAGCAGGUCAAAGCCAUGAAGAAUUUCCUCCAGCAGCCCGAGGGAAUUGACAAACCCAAGGCUCUGUCUUUGCUGUUACACACAGCUGACAUCAGUCAUCCAGCCAAGAACUGGGAUCUACACCAUCGCUGGACUACUUCACUGCUGGAAGAGUUUUUCCGACAGGGCGAUAAGGAGGCAGAACUUGGUCUACCUUUCUCACCUCUGUGCGACCGUAAGUCCACUAUGGUGGCUCAGUCCCAGAUUGGUUUCAUUGACUUCAUCGUUGUUCCCACGUUUACGGUUCUGACGGACAUGACCGAGAAGAUCGUCACACCGCUCAUCGAAGAGGCCACAAGUUCAGGCCUGGCUGGUUUCCGCAGCAUUAGCGCGGGAGAUGCGUCGCGGAGCAGUGUGAACAGCUCUGGUUCUGAUAGCAGCGGAUCUUAUAACUGCUCGCUGCUCACUGUGGACCUGAAGAACUUCAAGGCCAUCUGGAACGAGGAGGUUUCUCUGAACAGAGAGCGGUGGAAGACGCAGGCAGCUAAAGAGACGGAGGAGAAGGCCAAACGAGAGCAGGAGGAACAGCAGGAGGCAACAGCAGAAAACCAGGAGCACAAAAAAGACCCAGAGCAGCCGGGACCAAAGAAAGACAGGGUGGGAGAGGACGACCCGGAGCCAGGGGGGGUAAACAAACCCCCAGAAGAAAGUCCCCAUGACAAAUCAAAGAAAGAAGAGGCACAUCAGAAAUUACAGAACGGAGAAGUGUCUGAAGAGGUAGAAUCACCAGCAGAUGAACAUAAGAGAACGCUCCGUGAAACUGCAAAUGCCUAGAGUGACUUCCAUUGGCGUCUUGAGGUCCGAUGUCAGACACAGAGCGGUGAACUUGCCAUCAGGACAGUGCUCAGUUCUGAAAGUCCACGGCGCCCUCUAGAGGAUGCAGCUAAUGCUUACAUCACUUUGUGUUCGGCCUCUAUCCCCUCCAAAGCUGCCAUUAUCUCCAGACUUUCAUAAGGCUGAUCUCUCUGAAUGAUGAAGGACAUAACGGACCAGAGAUAACAGCUGCUUUUGUCUGGUCUGUUUUAUUUACAGAAGCAGAUCUCAUUUCCUUCCCAAACCUUUAGAGUGCACUAAGAAAAGCAUGCAGCGGCUGAAACGAUGCCAUCGAAUGUUAGGAUUCUUAUUAAAACCUCCAUUUCAAAUGCUUUCUAUGUUUUUCCGCAUUUGAGCAGCCUUGCAGUCGGAUGACUUGGUAUGUGUGUAAAGCUCAAACUGUGAUUUCUAUCUAAAUAUAUAUAUAUAUAUAAUAUGUGGCCUGCAGUAAACUGUAAAUAACUAAUCUUAGCAGCAGUUGCACCCAUGAACAAUAUUCUGCUUUUCGGCCAACAGCGAUGGUGUGUUCAGCUAUUUUAAAUGCGCUUUACCUGGCAUGGACUGAUGCAUUUCAGCAAACAUGCUCUGCCUCUGACACGCGUUUGUUCGCCUCAUCUGCUAAUAGAGGUCGCAUAUAUGAAACCCUGAAUAUGUAUAUGUAUUACUAUUGUAAAUGACUGUCUGCGUUUAGAUCAGAGCUUUUAUAACUUGAGAAAAGCCGUAAGAAGUGGCAGUAUUUGAGCACGUCUGUGUGCAGCUGUGGAGUAGAAAACGUCUGAUUCAACCUAAGAUUUGACCUUCUCUCGCUUACCUUCGGAUGCCUUUCUUCGUGUAGUCUUUCUGAAAGCGAACCGAACUGAAACGUCCUCUGUAGGAAACGCUCACACACAAACAAGCAGUCACCGUAGACGAUGUAAGACUUAUAACUGACCGUAGUAGUGUGUAAGUCAUAACCAUAUCACUGUGCUCUCUCUGCAAUACCUGCAUAUUACGCCGUAUGUCAUUUUUACUGGUUUCCUUGGGAAUUUGUGACACGUUUUUCUCUGUCCUUUGAGCAUCUCAAGAAAUCUGAAGAGAGCAUGUCCAGGUCAUGUUUCACUCCAAAAUCAAUCAUAAACAAAUAGGAAACGACAUUUUGCAUGACGAAAAGAACCCAAUUUUUAAGACUAUAAGUAAAUGUAGAAUAGAUUGU
Molecule: messenger RNA, 3273 nt
Organism: Sinocyclocheilus rhinocerous
Lineage: Eukaryota; Metazoa; Chordata; Actinopteri; Cypriniformes; Cyprinidae
Product: calcium/calmodulin-dependent 3',5'-cyclic nucleotide phosphodiesterase 1C-like
Exons: 17
Coding region: 192-2042 (616 amino acids)
Biological process (GO): signal transduction
Molecular function (GO): 3',5'-cyclic-nucleotide phosphodiesterase activity
Source: RefSeq, a predicted model, not a curated record